UUUUAUUAAAUACCGUUGCUGUUCGCGCGUUAUCAUUUAUAGCUAUAAAUAAAGUGGUAUCGUGAAAAACGAUUUUCCGGUCAAUAGAAUCAUUUACAUAUAAAUCUGGGUAAUAAUUGAUGUAAAUUAUCGUUAAUACACGCUUAAAACAAUAGACGGGUUAAUGUUAAAGAUAAAGUGAAUGUAAGGCAGAUUUACAGCUUUAGUAACAUUUUGUAUUAGAAGCAUGGCGAAAUUGUUAAAAUCGACGCAGCUGACAUCCAGAGAUUCGUAGCGGAAUCAGCGGAAUUUGUGACCGUGUUUAUCUUUGGCAAGUAUUUUUUUUCUACUCGGCAGACAACGAAUUUUGCAAGUGUCGUGGAAUAAAGCGUGUUUGAAUUCGUAUCGUUAGUGCCAUAUGUGCUGGGACAACAGUGAUCAAUAUGUGGGUGAAGCCACAAGAGGUUCUACUAGCAAACGCUUUCUGGGUAACAGAACAAGCAACUGUAUAUUUUGUUUUACAACGCCGUAAAGGACAUGGAAAGACGAAAGGUCUCACUUCAAUAUUGGUGGGAACACUGGACAGUGUUUUCGACACUAAACCUGCACCGUUUAGAAUAUUACAUCAAACACCAUCAUCAGAAGUUUAUUGGGAAAUUGCAUGUUCCUUGACACAUGAAGAGAUUCUACAAAAUUGGGAAUGGCUUCAUUCAAAUUUAAUGGACACUUUAACAUCAUUUGAUACAGAAGAAGAAAUAACUGAAUUUGUUUGCUGUAAAAUACAGUCGAUUAUCGCGAAUAGUGUGUCAGACUGUCAAUUUGCAGAUGAAGAAGAUCCGGAAUCAUUUAAAACUGUAUCCUUUAAAUUUCACCAACUUUUCAACAUCGCUAAGGAAGACAAAUUGGUCAAUUACUAUUCCUGCAGCUAUUGGAAAUCUCGCUUACCUAGACAAGGAUGGUUAUAUUUAUCAAUAAAUCACAUGUGUUUUUAUGCCUAUAUUCUGGCAAGGGAAACAAAAUUAACUAUAAGAUGGGCCGAUAUUACUGAAUUAAGUAGAACUAAUUCCCUCCUAUUUCCAGAUAGUAUACGGGUUGUAACAAGAGACAAUAAAGAGCAUUAUUUUUCAAUGUUUCUUCACAAAUAUGAGACAUACUCGUUAAUGGAGCAAUUAACAAAUAUCGCUAUGAAAAGACUCAUAGACGAAAAAAGUGGUUUCAACGAGGAUAGAGAACUAUUGAGUAAGCUAAGCAAAAAUGUACCUAAGAAGCCAUCAUUUUUAAAACGAGAUCUCGACGCGAGGGCACAUUCUGAGGCAUACAGGUUGCAGUUCAGAUUACCAGGAAACGAAAAAUUGGAUGGGAGUAUUGAUGCAACGUUGUGGACUCCAUACAAUAAAAGAUAUGUUUGGGGAAAGAUAUUCCUCUCCCAGAAUUACCUUUGUUUCGAAAGCAGGGUAAAAGGAUUAGUAAGUUUAGUUAUACCUUUGAGGGAAGUAAGGAUUACUGAACCUGCUGAAAAUCAAGUAGAUAAAUCCAUUUUAGUGACGACUGCUCGAUCUUCGUUCUUGUUCGCUCAGAUUCAUGAUCGAGACUUUGUCGUGCAAAAAAUAUCGGAAUUAUUAGCAAAGUCUAAAUUAUCAAAUUUGUGCAUAGAUCAUCUAUUUGCAUAUAAUAAUACACAAAGUGAAAGCAAUUGCGAAGAGAGUAAAUCUGGUAAUCAAUGGAAACCCCAACCACCAUUAAUGACUCUGUUUAAAGCGCCGUUAACUAGUGAAGCAGCGUUGAAGCAAGAAGCUAAAGAAAAACAAUGGGAACUUCAUUUUGCAGAAUAUGGUAGAGGUAUCACAAUGUACAGGACAACGGAAACAGUUAAACUUAUAAUUCAGGGUUUGCCUCAGACUCUCAGAGGAGAAGUCUGGCUUACUUUCUCUGGUGCUUUAAAUGAAAUGGUAAUGAAUCCGGGCCUGUAUAAAUCACUGGUUGACCAAUCGUUAGGUAAAUCCUGUCAGGCGAACGAAGAGAUAGAACGAGAUUUGCAUCGAUCAUUGCCUGAACAUCCAGCAUUUCAGUCUGAAACUGGUAUCAGUGCAUUGAGAAGAGUUCUCUCUGCGUAUGCUUGGAAAAAUCCGCAAAUCGGUUAUUGCCAGGCAAUGAAUAUAGUUGCUUCGGUCCUUCUGAUUUAUUGCUCAGAGGAAUCUGCUUUCUGGCAACUGUGCAAUGUGUGCGAAUCAUUGUUACCCGAUUAUUACGACAGAAGGGUAGUUGGUGCUCUCGUUGAUCAAGGUCUCUUGGAAGAGCUGGCUGCCGCACAUUUACCUGCUUUACACGCUAGAUUACAAGAACUUGGUCUAAUUAAAGUUAUAUCCCUCUCGUGGUUUUUAACAAUAUUUUUAAGCGUCAUGCCGACUAGCAGCGCAGUAAAUAUAAUGGAUUGUUUUUUCUAUGACGGAGCGAAAGUAAUCUUCCAGAUAGCAUUGACAGUACUGGAAUGGAAUCAAGAUAAAUUAUUAAAUUGCCGGGACGAUGGUGAAGCAAUGCAGCUGUUGACCGAUUAUCUUGGUGGGGUGUACAAUGAUGAAGGACCUAUACUGCCUAGACCAGUUGAUAGUGCCACGCCUAACAGAAGUAUAUCUGUCCAGACGUUGAUAUACGAAGCGUACUCGAGAUACGGUUUGUUGACUAUUGGCGGUAUAGAAAGACUUCGUUUGAAACACAGACUCAGAGUAGUUCAAAGCUUGGAGGAUGGAAUUGAGAAGAACGUAAUUAGAAGCGUCAUUGUUGAUAAAUAUAUGACAAUGGAAGAAUUGCAGGACCUGUUGAGUUUAGUGAGGGAGGAGUUGAUGAGUCAACGAAAAUCCGAACCUGAUCGUUACGAUCCCACGCAGCCACCUUACGAGGCAUAUAAAGUCGAUUUUGAAUUGUUUAGAAUAUUGUUCGGUGGCUUAUCUCCGUGGGGAAAAUGUAGCCAAGCUGAAUCGCUUGCUGCCCGGCUGUUCCGUUUGAUGGAUCGUAAUCGUGAUGGUCUACUCAACUUUCGAGAAUUAGUACAAGCGAUCGGAAUGACUGCGACCGGUGACCUAACGCAAAGGUUGAAACUUUUAUACACUCUCCACUUACCACCCCUGCUUACGCCCGUCGAUUUCGAAUCGCCCACGCAUUCUGAUGGUGCUGAAGUAGCAGCAGAGGCUACAGAUUUUUUUGACAGUAUGGAACAGAGCGUUGCCUCGUUAGAAUUGCCUGUUAGUCUAGCAGAAGAACCGAGCGUCGGAACUUUGUCGCGUUCGACGAGCUUGACCAGCCAACAGGGCGAACAAUCGUGGGAGGUGCAAAGCAUGGGUAGUCUACGUUCCAUGAUAGCGUCCAAGGACAGUCCGCUGGAUCUUAAAACAGUGCCAAAAAUGUCCCAGAGGCAUUUCAUAGCAUUGUGGAAAACACUUUACGAUAUGUUCCCCGCACAACCGGAAGAACAAGAGACUUAUCAUUGCAUAGCAUCGAUAGGUACCCUUUUACUUCAGUUAGGAGACGUAGGUAAAAAGUUUUACGUUGAUCGAGAAGAAUCAGAAGACAGUCUACUUCUAGCGGCCACUGCUUCUCAGCAACAAACAUCUGCGAAUAUGGAACGAUCACAUGACCGUAAUGGAAAUCCGUCGAACAGUGGUGCAUCCAAUGGUCCAGAUUGGUCAAUAAGCGUCGAACAGUUCCUGGCGUCUGCCUUAACUGGUCAAGCUAUAGUAGACUUUUUUAGUAAACGAGCCGAUCUUUCUGAAGCGAUUGCAACUUUGAAAAAUCGUAGAUUCAAUCGCGUUCAUUCCCUGUCAGAUACGCCCGUGCUAAAUGUUUGAUACACAGAAUUAACUGUGUAGAGGAAUGCUGUAAGAUAUACAUAUGAAAUUUAUAAAGUGA
Molecule: messenger RNA, 3882 nt
Organism: Ceratina calcarata
Lineage: Eukaryota; Metazoa; Arthropoda; Insecta; Hymenoptera; Apidae
Gene: Tbc1d8-9
Product: TBC1 domain family member 8/9
Exons: 19
Coding region: 423-3821 (1132 amino acids)
Molecular function (GO): calcium ion binding
Source: RefSeq, a predicted model, not a curated record